Messenger RNA from Dalotia coriaria, 27218 nucleotides. It is a transcript of the gene bent, whose product is annotated as projectin protein bent. Lineage: Eukaryota; Metazoa; Arthropoda; Insecta; Coleoptera; Staphylinidae. Gene Ontology annotation, biological process: protein phosphorylation. Gene Ontology annotation, molecular function: protein kinase activity; protein binding; ATP binding. The record is from RefSeq and is a predicted model, not a curated record.
UCCGCGCUAGUCAGUGCUUUGGGAGGCUACAAAGCAAUCUCUAGGAUACGACGAACGACUCGACGACGCGUCUGUGCGACACGCAAACGGGACACACGCAAAUUAUCCAGCGCUAAACUAAACGCGAACCGGGAAGUGAGUGCUGUGCGACACCGAGUGUAACACGAAGUGACGUUUGGAACGUCCAUGUUAGCGGUAUAACGAGGCGCGCACACAAAGCAUGGGAGUGGCCGACGAUUUCGCUCCCAGCUUCACGCAAAAGCCGCAACUGCGGCAGGAGGACGAUGGCAACCGGCUGAUCUUUGAGUGUCAGCUGGACAGCGCCCCCAAACCCGAGAUACAAUGGUACCGCAGCGAUACGCUGCUCGCCGAGGAUGCGCGCACCACGUUCAAGAUUCAGUCCGUGGGCACGAACAAGUUUCUGGUCGUGCUCGAGCUGGACGACGUCAUCGAGAGCGAUGCUGGCCUGUACAAGGUCAAAGCGAAGAACAAGAUGGGCGAGGUGUCCGCCUCCAUCAAUCUUAAUUUCAGCCCAAUGGAUGAACCAAGAGAAAAACAAAUCGAUGGGCUCGCACCAACGUUCUCCAAGAAACCCGCAAUCAGGCAGGAGGAGGACGGCAAGCGCCUGCUCUUCGAAUGCCGGAUUCAGGCGGAUCCGAAACCGGUGGUCAACUGGUUCCACAAUGCCAACCCAGUGAAAGAGUCGCCACGUCAUAAGUUGAGGAUAGACAAAGAUGGCCACUCGUACUUUGCAACCCUUGAAAUUCAAAAUGUCACAGUUGAGGAUGCUGGCAAAUACAAGGUUACGGCAAAGAACGAGUUGGGUGAAAGCAACGCAACCAUCAGCUUGAAUUUCGACAGCGAUGAGGCACCAGUUCCAGAAGAUGAUCAUAUCAAGCCUACCUUCACUGAGCGGCCAGUCAUCAGGCAAAGCGAUGAUGGUAACAAGAUCACCUUUGAGUGCAGGUGUGUCGGAGAUCCUAAACCAACGAUUCAAUGGUUCCACGGUAAAAAGGAGCUCAAGGCUGGUGGACGUCUCACCAUGACAUUGGAACAAGACCAGACAUUGUAUUACAUCGCACGGUUGGAGAUUAAUGGAGUGGAGAAUGCUGAUAAGGGCGAAUAUCGUGCUGUAGCGACUAAUAAAAGCGGAACGGGCACCUCUACUAUCAAUCUAAAUUUCGAAGGAGAUGGUAAACCCAAAAUUCCCGACGGGAAAGCCCCGAGAUUCCCCAAGAAACCCACAAUUCGACAGGAUGGUGACAUCCUGAUAAUGGAAUGCCUCUUGGAGGCAAACCCUGCGCCGGAUAUCACCUGGUUCCAGGGUGCCAAGGCCAUCACGGAUAAUUCGCGCGUGCGCAUGUCGCGCAAAGCCGUCGGCAAAGACAACUACAUGCUCACGCUCGAAAUCUCGAAUCCGACGCGCGAGGACGGUGGAAAUUACCGCUGUAACGCGUUCAAUAGCUUCGGCGAAAGCAAUGCAAACAUAUCGCUUAACUUCCAAGGUGGCGACAAUGCGGCAGGCUUCCCGCCGUCCUUCAUCGAAAAGCCGAAAAUUAUUCCAAACGAAACGGGCACGCUGAUCACGAUGAAGUGCAGGUGCAAGGCCAAGCCCAAACCAGAAGUCACCUGGUUCAGAGGUACCACCGUAGUGAAAGAAUCGUCCAGAAUUAAGAUGACCAUGGUGGACGCGGAAGAAGAUGUUUACGAAUUAUCGCUCGAAAUUAAGGAUCCUACAGGUCCCGAUGGUGGCACUUAUAGAUGCCACGUACAAAACGAAUUUGGGGAAUCCAACGCUAACCUCAAUUUGAACAUCGAAAACGAACCUGAGCCGGAAGGCGAUGGUCCCACCUUUGUGGAAAAGCCCCGCAUUACCUCGCACCAAAACGGCAAAUUGGUCGUUAUGGACUGCAAGGUACGUGCCAACCCAAAACCAACUAUCGUCUGGUACCGCGAGGGUAAGGAAGUGAAAGAGUCCAGCAAGAUCAAGAUGUCCUUCGAAAAGGUCAGCGAGGACGUGUAUUACAUCAAGCUGGAGUUGAACAACCCAGAUCCGGAUGAUUCCGGUCUGUACAAGUGUAACAUCAAGAACAACUUGGGCGAACUCAAUGCCAAUCUCACUCUGAACAUCGAAAUCAUCCCGGUGAUCAAGGAGAAGCCCAAGGUAAUCAAGAUCGUAAAGAAGAGGACCAUUAUUGUGGAGUGCAAGGUUCUCAGCAAGUUUGCGCCCGACUGCACGUGGUUCAAGGAAACCACUGCGGUAAAGGAAAGCAGCAGACAUAAGGUGCUCAUUGAGCAGGUCAAGGAUGGUGAGUUUGCUGUCAAGUUGGAGAUCUGUGAAGUGGAGACAAAAGACAAAGGCUCAUAUAAAUUGGUCGCGCGUAAUGAGAAGGGUGAGGCGACCUCACAGACUGUUGAGGUGACAGAUCUACCUCCAGAGGAGAAGCCCAAGGGAAAACCCAAACUUACGAAACUCACCAACGUUUCAAUUGAAGAAAACAAAUCGGCUGAUUUCAUCUCCAGCCUGAAGGUAUCGGAUACUUCAGUAAUGAUUAUCUGGUAUCAUAAUUCUACGGUGAUCAGAGAAACAUCUGAUGUGAAGAUCACUUUUGAUGGAUCCGUAGCGAGAUUGAGCAUUAGCAAGUGUAAAAUUUCACAAUCGGGUACCUACAAGGUAAUUGCCAGGAAUGAUUUCGGAGAGGACGAGUCUAGUGCCACCUUGACUGUCACCGAGAAGAAGGAAGAAAAGAAGAAGGAAGAAGAAAAGAAAGAAGAAGAAAAGAAGGUUGAAAAGAAGAAGGAAGAAGAAAAGAAGAAGGAGGAGGAAAAGAAAAAGGAGGAGGAAAAGAAAAAGGUCGAGGAAGAGAAAAAGAAGGUAGAGGAGAAGAAAAAGGUAGAAGAAGAAAAGAAGGUGGAAGAAAAGAAGGCCGAGGUCAAGAAGGUCGAAGAAAAGAAAAAGAUCGAAGAGGAAAAGAAGGUAGAAGAAAAGAAAGCCUUAGAAGUGGCUAAGAAGAAGGUCGAGAAGAAAGAGGAAACUGUCGAGAAGAAGGUGGAAAGCAGACGUAGUUCUGUCCAGAAAGUCGAAACCAAGGUUGAGUCCAGACGCAGUUCAGUCAUCAAGGUCGAGGAGACGGUGAUCCAAGAUGGCGAAGUGAAGACCGCUAGUCGUAGAUCUUCCGUUCAACAGGAAGAAAAGAAAGAAACAAAGACUGAAAGCAAAUUGGUCGUCGAGGACAAGAAGAAGUUGGUCAAGGGUAAACUUGAACCUACCCCAGAAGCGAAAACACCAACCACACCAACAAAUGACAUUGACCCAGCCAAAACAUUCGCCACCACAAAGGUCGAGGCAGGAAAAAAAGAACCGGAAACACUCAAACCAGCCGAGACCAAGCCGGGGCUGAAAAAACCAGAGCCUAAAACACCAGAAAUUAUCGUACCAGAACCGGAACCGACUGCCGCGAAAAAACGUGGCAGUCUGGCCAAGGCCCGAUACGACCCGAUGGCGUACGUACCCGAUCCUGAGGAACUAGAGGUUCCAGAGGUCGAGGUCUCGGUGACACCGGACCUCGAAGUGCCUACCAUCAACGUGCCCGAAUUAACAGUGAGCGAGGAGAAGGCUGCCGAGAAAGUGAAAUUGAAAACUACCGAGAAGAAGGAAACCGUCGAAAAGAAGAAGGUCGUAAAGAAGAGCGACAAAGAUAAGAGCUAUGAACUGCCAGAGAUCGAGGAUUACGAGCGGCCCGUGCUUGAAAAGUACGAGAAAGGCGCGGAUUACGAAUAUGGCGGCCGCGAGAGGACUAAGCUCGUCAAGGAUAAACCAACGGUGCCGGAAAUUAAGAAGCCACAGGUGAAGGCACCGGAAGCACCUAAGAUCGCUGUUGUUAAGGAGAAGACUCCAGAACCAAGAAAGUCUUCGCUCGCGCCGGCCGGACCACCCAGCCGCCGUGGCUCCCUGAUCCCGCCCGAGGAGAUGGGCCGUCGGGCCUCCAUCAUCAUCACAGACGAGGAGAAUAGAAAGCUGCGUCCCGGAGAGGUGGUCGAUGAGAAAAAGCGCCGCAAGAGUACCGACAUUCGUAGACCAAGUAUCGCAGACAUGGAAGACUUCAUCAAUAAAGCUUCGACCCCAUUGCAGCCAACUGGUGCUGCUGGCACACCUCCUAGUAUUGUACACGUUGAGGAGAAUUAUUCGGCCGUUGAAGAUUCGAACGGCUACAUCACUGUCCAGGUUGAGGGCAAUCCGGCACCUACUUACAAAUUCUACAAGGGCAUCACUGAGCUCAUUGAAGGUGGUCGCUUCAAGGUUAUUACCGAAGGCGACCAGAAUCUUAUCACUUUGUGUAUUCGUAAAGUUAAACCUAAUGAUGAAGGACAAUACCGAGUGGUUGUUACUAAUGUGCACGGUGAAGAUUCAGCGGAGACUGUACUCUUCGUUUCCGAUGCUAGUGGUAUGGACUUCCGUGCCAUGUUGAAGAAGAGGAAGUAUGCCAAAUGGGCCGAGAAAAAGGAAGAAAUUGAUGUUAAUCUCAAGGAGACCGAGAAGCCCCUACCAGCUCUGAAGAAAGUUGAACAGCCAGGAAAAGGCCAUCACAUGGUCUUGUCCGGAUGGUUCGUCGAUGGCGAGAAUAUAUGUGUGAUGGUGGAUGGCAAAAUUGUCACUGAGGUGAAAGCUGACAAGGGAGGCAACGAGCACUGGUCGUGGAUGAAGGACGUUUUUAACAUUCAGCGGCGCCUGUCUCUGGACGAAAUAUACGGCGACGAUUGGCCGAGCCUGAUGAUAACCGAACAUCCAAAGAAAAAGGAAACUUUCUUGAAACCGCUUAUCGAUCAAUUCGCAAAGGAAGGCAAGGAUAAGAAGGUUGUCUUCGAGGCCAACUUCUCCAAGGCUAAUGCUAAACCAAAAUGGCUUUUCAGGAAGGACGAAUUAUUCCCUGGUUCCAAGUACAAGUUCAAGAACGAAAACGAUUCCUACAUUCUGGUUAUCAUGAAUCCCAAAGUGGAGGAUACCGGCAAAUACACCAUCGAAAUUGGUGGUAUUUCCAGCACAGGUUUUCUUGAAGUAGCUGAACCAGAUCCAAUCUACACUUUCACUAAACAUCUGAAAAAGAAGAUUGAAGGUUACACAAAGCACGAAACUAUUCUGGAAUGUAAUGUCAGUUCAAACAUGGCCAUCAUUGGCUGGUACAAGGGUGAAACUAAAUUGGAAGAUGGUGACCGUUAUUCCAUCUCCAAAGAUCUUGCUGGUAAAUGUACCUUGGUAAUCAAAAACAGUCUUAUCGAAGAUACAGAUGACUACCACUGUAAAUUGGAGAAGCAGACAGAAAACAACAUCACAUCUACAAAGGUUACCAUCACAGAAUAUCCAUACAAAUUCGUCAAGGUGCUCAAAUCUCAACAACUCCUCGAAAAAGAAAAUAUCACCCUUCUUUGUGAGUUGGAUGAUGAUGGUGGUGAUGUAAAAUGGUUCAAGGGUGACCAGGAGAUUACCGGAGAUAAACUGAAGGUAAUCUCUAAAGAUGGCCGUAAGAGGAAACUGGUCAUCAAAGAUGCUAAGAUCACUGACGCAGGCAUGUACUCAUGUGUCAGUAACGCCGAUAAGACCGAGGCUGAGAUAGUUGUUAACUACCUGAAUAGAUUCAACAAGAAACUUAAGGAUACUGAAGCAAUUGAGCGUGAUAAACUCAUCCUUGAAAUUGAACUUCAAGAUAAAACCGCGCCUGCUGAUUGGACCUUCAAUGGCAAACCAAUCGUACCAUCCGAAAGAGUUGAGAUCAAGAACUUGGGCGGUGGUAGACAUCAACUGCUCUUCAAUAAAUUGGAGAUGGAAGAUGAUGGUGAGAUCAUGUGCGAAUCUGGUAAGUUACAGUCAUCUAUGAAACUGACCGUCAAAAAGGGCGAAAGCAAGCCGAUCAUCGACUUCCCAUCUACAUUUGAAGCACCAGCUGCUUCUGUUAUCCUCAUGGAUGUACCUUACACAAUUGAGGGUACCAGAGUAUCACCAGUCGAAGCCAAGAUUAUUAAAGACGGCAAAAUCUUGCCCCUCAAAGAAGUGGAUGUUGUCAUCGGAGAGAACAAGGUGACCUACAAGUUCAAGAAACCUUCCAGGGACCAAUCUGGCAAGUACCAAAUCAAAUUGUCCAACUUGCAAGGUGAUGACAUCAAGGAUGUCAACAUCAUCAUGCAAGAAACACCUGGACCAGCUGAGGACGUUGAUGUUGUCGAGGUAUUCCAAGAUAACUGCACAGUUAAAUGGAAGAAGCCCAAAGACGAUGGUGGUUCUCCAAUUGCUCAUUACAUCGUAGAACGUCAAGAUAUCAGCCUUAAAGCUGGUUGGGACAAUGUGGGUGAAGUAAAAGCUGGAAGUGAGCUCGUCCACAAAGUGGAAGGUCUCAUUCCCAAGAAAACAUACAAAUUCAGAAUCCGCGCGGUCAACAAACUGGGCGCUGGUGAACCUGCGACCUUCGGCAAGAAUGUACUUGCUAAAGAUCCCUGGGAUGAACCCAGCAAACCUAAGAACGUUGAUCUUACUGAUUGGGACAAAGAUCAUGCAGAUCUCAAAUGGGACAAACCAGACAAUGAUGGUGGUGCUCCCAUUACAUCUUACAUCAUUGAAUUUAAAGAGAAAUUCGGCCAAGAGUGGAGUAAAGGUAUUGAGGUACCUGGAGAUCAAUUUACUGGUACCGUUCCUGGUUUGAAGGAAGGUCAACAGUAUGAAUUCCGUGUUCGUGCAGUAAACAAAGCAGGUCCUGGUGAACCCAGUGACGCGACUAAACCUAUCAUCGCUAAGAGCCGCUUUGUCAAACCCUUCAUCAUUGGAGAUGAUCUUAAACCUAUUAUUGUUAAGAAGGGUCAAGUUAUUAAAUACGACAUCAAAUAUGGCGGCGAACCAGAACCAGAAGUCACAUGGUUGUUGGAGAAGAAAGAACUCAAACAGGACGCUGAGGAAAGAAUUACCAUCGAUAAAUAUGAACGUAAUACUGUCAUUACUGUUAGGAGGGUAACCCGGGCCGACAGUGGAAAAUAUAUCCUCAGAUUGCACAAUAGUUCUGGCACUGUUGAAGGCAGUGCUGAUGUUAUUGUCCUUGACAAACCAUCACCACCUAAAGGUCCACUCAAAGUUGAAGAGGUUCGUGCUGACCAUGUCACAGUCAAAUGGCAACGACCUGAAGACUGUGGUGGUACUGAGUUGACUGGUUAUGUGCUGGAAAGAUUAGAUAUGGAUACGGGUCGUUGGAUUCCAGCCGGUGAGGUCGGACCCAACGAAGAUAAAUUCACCUUCAAGGGAUUGACACCCAAAAAGAAGUACAAGUUCCGUGUCAGGGCCAAAAACAAGGAAGGCGAGUCUGAACCACUCGAAACUGAUGAAGCCAUCACUGCCAAGAACCCCUACGAUGAACCUGGAAUGCCUGGCAAACCAGAAAUUAUCGAUUAUGACAACAAGAGUGUCACGCUCAAGUGGGCCAAACCCGAGAGUGAUGGUGGUCGUGCAAUUACUCAUUACACCAUUGAAAUGAAAGAUAAAUUCAGCCCAGACUGGAUUGAGGUUGCAACUACUCCUGGACCAGAACCAGAAGGAAAGGUAGAAGAACUUAAGGAGAAAAUGAUUUACCAGUUCAGGGUGCGUGCACAUAACAAAGCCGGACCUGGUCAACCAUCAGAACCUACCGAUAAUCACGUCUGCAAACACAAGAACCUCAAACCCCGUAUCGAUCGUGAAAUGUUCAAGUCUGUUACCAUCAAAGCGGGUCGCACACACAAGUGGUCUGUUGACAUUUCCGGUGAACCUCCACCGACUGUCAGGUGGGUGUGGCGCGAUGAUAUUCCCCUUUCAAAUAGUGAUCGUAUCAAGAUCGAAAACGUCGAUUAUCAUACCGACUAUAUCUUGACCAAUGCCCUUCGUAAGGAUACUGGCAAAUAUACUUUGAUUGCUGAGAACAAGAACGGAAAGGACGAAGUUACUGUAGAGUUGACAGUCCUGGGUAAACCUGGUAAACCUAAAGGCCCGUUGGAGGUGAGUGAUGUCACCGCAACCAAAUGCAAGGUCGGCUGGAAGAAACCAGAUGAUGAUGGUGGUGUACCAAUCAAAGAAUAUGAAAUCGAAAAGAUGGAUUUGGCAACUGGCAAGUGGGUACGCUGUGGACGUGUCCCCAUCGACAAAACUGGACUUUCUCCUGAAAAACUUGAAUUUGAAGUGACAGGUCUUAAUGAAGGAUCAGAAUACAAAUUCAGGGUAACCGCCGUCAAUGAUGAAGGAGACUCUGAACCACUGGUGACUGAUCUGAGCACAGUAGCAAAGAAUCCAUUCGAAACAGCUGGUAAACCUGGAACACCAGAAAUCACCGAUUACGAUAACAAAGGUGUUAAUCUUAAGUGGACCAAACCAAAGAGCGAUGGCGGAGCACCAAUUGAGAAGUACAUCAUUGAAAAGAAAGAUAAAUAUAAGCCAGAUUGGGAGAAGGCUGGUGAAGUACCCGGAGACCAGCUGGAUGCUAGAAUUGAAGACCUCAAAGAAAGGGGUGAAUAUCAAUUCAGGAUUAUUCCUGUCAACAAAGCUGGUCUUGGUACACCAUCAGAUGCUUCCAACAUGCAGAUCAUCAAGCACAGAUCUCUUAAACCAAGGAUUGACCGCACCAAUCUUAAACCAAUUAUCGUACGCGCUGGUAAGGUUGUCAAAUACGACGUGGAUGUCCGAGGUGAACCACCACCAACCAUCACAUGGUUCCAAAACGACAAAGAAGUUCUGUCUGAGGGAAAUGUUGAGAUUGUUAACGUUGACUAUAACACUAAAAUCACAAUUACUAACUCAAUCAGGAAAAACACCGGUACCUACAAAAUUAAGGCUGUCAAUGAACAUGGUUCUGAUGAAGCUGAAGUAGAAGUCACCAUUCUUUCUGCGCCUGGUAAACCUAAGGGUCCACUUAAAGUUGCCGAUGUCACCAAACAAGGCUGUAAACUCAAAUGGGAGAAACCAGAGGACGAUGGUGGCAAACCCGUCACCGGCUAUGUUGUUGAAAAACUUGACAAAUCUACCAACCGAUGGGUUCCAGUUGGUCGAACCAAUGACACCGAAAUGGACGUCAAGGGUCUGUCUGAAGGACACGAGUACGAAUUCCGCGUCAAGGCUGUAAACGACGAGGGAGAAUCUGAACCUUUGGUCACUGACAAACCCAUCAUUGCCAAGAAUCCCUUCGAUGUCCCUGGCAAACCCGGAACUCCGGAAAUUGUCGAUUGGGAUGCCGACCGUGUGGAUCUUAAAUGGACCGCACCCAAGAGCAAUGGCGGUGCCCCUAUCACUGGUUAUGUUAUAGAAAAGAAAGAAAAGUUCUCUUCCUCCUGGGAUGAGAUCCAUACUUCCUUCAGUACUGAUUGUGAUUGCACAGUACCUGGUUUGAAGGAAGGUAAUACCUAUCAAUUCCGUGUACGUGCCAUGAACAAAGCAGGUAAUGGUGAACCUUCUGAACCAACCAAGCAACAUGUUGCUAAGGCUCGCCACUUGAGACCAAUGAUCAAUCGCGAGAAACUGCACACCAUCAAAGUCCGCGCUGGCCAAUUGGUCAAGUACGACGUCGAUGUCAAGGGUGAACCUCCACCAACCAUCACCUGGAGCUUUGCUAAUAAGGUCUUGGAAAACACCCCACGUACCAAGAUCGAAAAUGAGGAUUAUAACACCAAAUUCACUCUUAGUGAUACCACUCGUAAAGAUACUGGUACCUACACCAUCAAAGCCGAAAACGAUUCCGGUUUUGAUGAAGCUCCAGUUGAAGUGAUCAUCCUCGACAAACCUGGCAAACCAGAAGGUCCUUUGGACGUAUACGAUGUCCACAAGGAAGGUUGCAGGGUCAAAUGGAACAAACCCAAAGACGAUGGUGGUUUGCCCAUCACAGGCUACACUAUUGAAAAACAGGAAGCCGGAAGUGGUCGCUGGAUCCCUGCUGGUUUUGUUGAUGCCGAUAAACUCGAUCAUGAAAUUACUGGUCUAGAACCCAACAAAAAGUACCAUUUCAGAGUCAAGGCUGUUAACGAAGAGGGUGAAUCUGAACCUCUUGAAACUGACAGCGCUAUUACUGCCAAGAAUCCCUUCGAUAUACCAGCUCCACCUGGUCUUCCCGAAAUUAUCGACUGGGAUGAGCAUUCCGUUAAGCUCAAGUGGGAGAAACCCGUGCGCGAUGGUGGUGCACCAAUCACCGGAUACAUCAUUGAAGCCAUGGAUAAAUUCGUGGGACAGUUUGUUAAAGUCGCUGAAGUUGGUCCCACAUGCACUGGUAGUGUACCACGUUUGGAAGAAGGCAAUCAAUAUAAAUUCCGCGUAAGGGCAGUUAACAAAGCAGGUCCUUCUGAACCAUCUGAACAGACCAACUGGCAUACAGCCAAGGCCAGAUACCUGAAACCAUUGAUCGAUCGUACCAACCUCAAUGCACUGACCAUCAAGAGCGGUCUUUCUAUUCACUUGGACGUUAAUAUUGCUGGUGAACCUCCACCAAAGGUCACUUGGUUUAAGGACGGCAAAGAAAUGGUCAGCGAUGAAAUCAUUCGUAUUGACAACGUUGAUUACAACACUAAAUUCUUUGUCAUGAAGGCCAAACGUGCCCAAAGCGGCAAAUACACAAUUGUCGCAAAGAACGAAGUAGGUGAAGACACCGCCGAAAUUGAUAUCUCUGUCCUCGGUAAACCUGGUAAACCUAAGGGUCCAUUGGACGUGUCUGAUGUAACCAAACACGGCUGCAAGUUGAAGUGGAAGAAGCCGGAAGACGAUGGUGGCACUCCAAUCGAUUAUUAUGAAAUCGAAAAGUUAGAUCCCAAUACAGGUGCUUGGAUUCCUUGCGGAAAGAGUUCAGAACCAGAGGCUAAUAUCACAGGUCUUCAAGAAGGCAAACCAUACAAGUUCCGCGUAAAGGCUGUUAACAAAGAAGGAGAAUCUGAACCAUUAGAAACCGAAAAAUCCAUCAUUGCUAAGAAUCCAUUCGACGAACCUGGUAAACCUGGAAGGCCUGAUCUUAAAGAUUGGGACAAGGACUUUGUCGAAUUGGCCUGGAAACCACCAUCUAGCGAUGGCGGCGCACCCAUUGAAAAAUACAUUAUUCAAAUGCACGACAAAGCUGGUCGUGGCUGGGUUGAUGCCGCUGUCGUUUCCGGUGACAGGAAUACCGGUCGUGUCGAAACUGUUGAAGAGGGACACGAAUACGAGUUCCGUAUUGUUGCUGUUAAUAAAGCAGGCCCUAGUGAACCUAGUGAUCCGUCUAAACCUGUUAUUGCUAAACCCAGAUUCUUGGCUCCAAGAAUCGACCGCAAGAAUCUCCAAAAGAAGGUUGUCCGCGUUGGUCAAAUGCUGCGGAUGGAGGCUGACGUUACUGGUGAACCCGCCCCUGUCGUCACUUGGACUUUGAAAGAACAAACCCUUAGGAGUAACGAUCGUCUUAAGAUUGAAAAUGAAGAUUACCACACUUGCUUCAUUCUUCAAAAAUGUAAACGUGCCGAUACUGGCAUGUACAUUGUUACUGCUAAGAACGACAGUGGUGUUGAUACUGUCGAAGUGGAGAUCCAAGUCUUGAGCAAACCGUCCAAACCUAAAGGUCCACUUAAAGUAUCUGACGUUACCGCUGAAGGUUGCAAACUCAAAUGGGAACCACCAGAAGAUGAUGGUGGUGAACCAAUUCAAGGAUAUGUCGUUGAACGUCAAGAUGUUGAGACCGGUCGCUGGGUACCAGUUACCACCACCAAAACACCCGAGGCUGAUGUUUCUGGUUUGACUGAAGGUAAAGACUACCAAUUCCGUGUAAAAGCAAUCAACUCUGAGGGAGAAUCAGAACCUCUGGUUACUGAUGUACCCACCACUGCCAAGAAUCCAUUCAAAGCUCCCGAAGCUCCUGGUAAACCUGACGUCAAAGAUUGGAGCCGUAACCACGCUGAUCUUAAAUGGGCUCCACCUAAAGAAGAUGGUGGUGCUCCAAUUACUGGAUACAUCGUUGAAAAGAAGGAUCCGGCUGGUAACAAAUGGAUCAAGGUGUUGGAAGUACCCGGAAACAAGACCGAAGCCAAAGUACCUGAUUUAAUUGAAGGACAAAAGUAUCAAUUCCGUGUGAAGGCUGUUAAUAAAGGUGGAGAAUCUAAACCAUCAGCUGCUUCUGAUACCAUCACUGCCAAGGACAGAUACGUUGCUCCAAAGAUUGACCGUAGCACAAUGAGAGAUCUUACUGUUAAGGCUGGUCAACAAGUACGUCUGGAUGUCAAGGUUUCUGGUGAACCAGUGCCAAGCAAGACUUGGUUUAUUAACAAAGCACGUAUUGAGAAACGUGACGACAUCACAAUUGAUAUCGAAGACUAUAAGACCAAGUUUGUCAUUGCAGCUGCAACACGUGCCCACAGUGGUACUUUGUUGCUGAAGGCUGAAAACCAGUGUGGUAAAGAUGAAGCCACCAUUGAAUUAAAGGUCCUUGACAAACCAAGCAAACCAGAAGGCCCUCUUAAGAUCAGCGACAUUCACAAGGAGGGUUGCACUCUCAAAUGGAACCCACCACUAGACGAUGGUGGUGUUCCAGUUGAAUACUAUCAAGUCGAAAAGUUGGAUCCAGAAACUGGACGAUGGGUAUCUGCUGGCAGGGCUAAAGAACCCAAGCUUGAACUUAACAAUCUCGAACCUGGCAAGGAGUAUAAAUUCAGAGUGGCUGCUGUUAACUCUGAAGGCGAGUCUGAACCACUUGAAGCUGACAAGAGCAUAAUUGCUAAGAAUCCAUUUGAUGAACCUGGUGCACCUGGCGUACCCGAAGUCACCGACUGGGACAAAGACCACGUUGACCUUAGAUGGACCCCACCAGCAAGCGAUGGUGGGUCUCCAAUCACUGGUUAUAUCAUCGAGAAGCGCGAGAAAGGCUCGACCAAAUGGCAAAAGGCUGGUGAAACCGGCCCUAACGACACCAAGGGUACCGCUGAAAACCUGGACGAAGGAGUUGAAUAUGAAUUCCGUGUACGUGCAGUCAAUGCUGCCGGUCCAGGUGAACCUAGUGGCGCAUCUAAAUCCGUUAUUACGAAGCCAAGAAGACUGGCUCCUAAGAUUGAUAGAAAGAACUUGCGCACUAUUCAUGUGAAAGAAGGCGAACCCAUUUACAUCGAUGUCAAGAUUACCGGCGAGCCCGCUCCGAUGGUCGCGUGGACUUUAGAAAACAAAUCUAUUGCGUCCCCGCGGGUGCGCAUCGAAGACAAACCUUAUAACUCCAAAUUCUUCAACGACACACCCGAAAGGAAAGAUACUGGAGUUUAUAAAAUUCAGGCCACCAAUAAAUAUGGUUCAGAUACCGCUGAAGUGGAAAUCAACAUUAUCUCCAAACCAGGCAAACCAGAAGGCCCAUUGGAAGUUUCAGACAUCCACAAGGAUGGCUGCACUCUCAAAUGGAAGAAACCCAAAGACGAUGGAGGUGAACCAAUUGAAGGUUACAUCGUUGAGAAGUUCGAUCCAGAAUCUGGAAUGUGGUUGCCAGCUGGUAAGACUUUGGGUAAUAAUCCCGAGUUGAAGGUUGAUGGAUUAAUUCCUGGUCAUGAAUAUAAGUUCCGUGUGAAAGCUGUUAACAAAGAAGGAGAAUCUGAACCUCUUGAAACCUUGGGUAGCAUUAUUGCCAGAGAUCCAUUCAGUGUUCCAAGCAAACCCGGAGCACCUGAACCAGUUGACUGGUCAGCCCAGCAUUGCGAACUUAAGUGGACCGAACCUCCAUCCGAUGGAGGAUCACCAAUUACUGGUUACAUCAUCGAAAAGAAAGACAAAUACAGCCCGAUGUGGGAGAAGGCAGUGGAAACCACUGGCCCCAACCCAACUGGUAUUGUCAAUGGCCUAAUUGAAGGAAACGAAUAUCAAUUCAGGGUCAUUGCGUUGAACAAAGCUGGCCCCAGCGAAGCAUCAGAACCCAGCAAGAACUUCAUUGCUAAACCAAGAUUCUUGGCUCCACGCAUUGAUAGGCGUUACUUGCAUGAUAUUACCAUUUCUGCUGGUUCCGCAUUGAAAUACGACGCCAAUAUUAUUGGUGAACCUGCACCUAAUGUGGAAUGGAGAUUCCAAGGAUCUAAGAUGAGCAAUGAUAAACGUAUUGAUAUCACCAACGUAGACUACAACACUAAGUUGGUUAUUCGUCCAGCAAGACGUGAAGAUUCUGGCGAAUACAAUGUUACUGCUUCUAACUCCUCUGGAAAGGACACGCAUACUGUCACAGUCACUGUUACCGACAAGCCUACACCACCAGAAGGUCCACUUGCCAUUUCUGACGUUAAUAAGAAUGGUUGCAAGUUGAAGUGGAAGCGUCCAAAGGACGAUGGUGGCACUCCGAUCGAAUAUUACCAGGUAGAGAAGAUGGACCCAGAAACUGGUACCUGGGUACCUGCCGGUAGAUCAACUGAACCUGGCAUGGAAGUUACCGGACUUACCCCUGGUCAUGAAUAUAAAUUCCGUGUCGCUGCUGUUAACGCCGAAGGUGAAUCUAAACCCCUCGAGGCAGCGGAAUCUAUCAUCGCCAAGAAUCCAUUCGAUGAACCCGGAGCGCCUGGACAUCUCAAGGCCACCGACUGGGACAAAGAUCAUGUUGACCUUGCCUGGACCCCACCUGCAACAGAUGGUGGUUCUCCAAUCACUGCCUACAUUGUUGAAAAGAAGGACAAAUUUGGAGAAUGGGAAAAAGCGCUUGAAGUGCCUGGAGAUCAAUGCAAAGCCACUGUACCUGAUUUAAUCGAGGGUCAAGGUUAUCAAUUCCGAGUUCGUGCUGUAAAUGCUGCCGGACCUGGUGAUGCUAGCAAUGAAACACCAACCAUCAUUGCUAAGCCCCGUAACUUGGCACCAAAGAUCGAUAGAACCAACCUUAUCGAAAUCCGCAUCAAGGCCGGUCAAAACUUUAACUUUGACGUUAAGGUUUCUGGUGAACCCAUGCCUACAACUAAAUGGAUUCUAAGUGGCAGAGAAGUUAAGAACGACAGCCGCACCAAAGUGCAACAUGGCGAGUACAUCACAAAAUUGAAGGUUACCAACGCAAGAAGGUCCGAAUCGGGCACCUACACCAUUACUGCUGAGAACGUUAACGGCAAAGAUAUUGCUGAUGUUACUGUUACCGUUUUGGAUAAACCUAGCCCACCAAAUGGUCCUCUACAAGUAUCCGAUGUUCAUGCCAAGGGUUGCAAACUUGCUUGGCGUCCACCUUCUGACGAUGGUGGUCAACCCGUUGAGAAAUACGUGGUUGAAAAGAUGGAUGAAGCUACCGGUAGAUGGGUACCAGCUGGUGAAACUGACGGCCCAGUUACCAACUUGGAAGUCGAUGGUUUACAACCUGGAAAGAAAUACAAGUUUAGAGUAUGUGCCGUGAAUAGACAAGGUAAAUCUGAACCACUGACCACCGCUCAAGCAAUCCUUGCUAAGAACCCCUACGACCAGCCAAGCAAACCAGGCACGCCUGAUAUCAUUGAUUACGAUAGAGAUUUCGUGGAACUUAAAUGGGACAGACCAGAAUCUGAUGGUGGAUCUCCCAUUACGGGAUACGUUAUUGAGAAGCGUGACAAAUUCAAUCCCAACUGGGAGAAGUGCGCUGAUGUUGAAGGUGAUGUUACCACUGGAAAGGUUAAUGAUUUGAUUGAGGGUACACCAUACGAAUUCCGUAUUCGUGCCGUGAACAAGGGAGGACCAAGUGAGCCUAGCGACGCGUCCAAGGUCCAUGUUGCUCGUCCCAAGAAUCUUGCACCCAAGAUUGACAGGAAUGUCUUCGUGGAUAUCAAGAUUCGCGCUGGUCAAACCUUCGAAUUCAACGUACCUGUCAUCGGUGAACCACCACCAACCAAAGAAUGGGAAGUUAAGGGCACCGUUCUUGUCCCAUCCGAUCGUAUCAAGGUCACCAAUGAAGAUUACAUGGCGCAUUUGCGCAUUACUGAUGCCAAACGUAUCGACAGUGGUCCAUACCAACUCACUGCAAAGAACAUUAAUGGCAAAGACACUCACACUGUCAAAGUUACUGUCCUUGAUAUUCCUUCACCACCAGAAGGCCCGUUGAGAGGUGAUGAGGUCACUAAGUCCUCUGUUACACUCAAAUGGCGUCCACCAAAGGACGAUGGUGGCUCAGAAAUCACUCAUUAUGCUGUUGAAAAGCAAGAUCUGGAGACAGGUCGUUGGUUACCAGCUGGCGAAUCUGUCAGUCCUUACAUGCGUGUUGAUAACCUUGCUGAAGGUCACGACUACAAAUUCCGUGUUGUAGCUGUUAACAAGCAAGGUGAAUCAUUGCCACUGACCACCAGUGAGAGUAUUACUGUUAAGGAUCCGUAUACAAGACCAGACAAACCAGGUCAACCCGUCGCUACUGACUGGGAUAAGGAUCAUGUUGACCUGGAGUGGACCGCACCAAAGAGAGACGGUGGUGCUCCUAUUGAUAAAUACAUCAUUGAAAAACGUCCUAAACAUGGCAGCUGGGAAAAGGCUGCUGAAGUACCCGGAAAUCAAACUAAAGGUACAGCUCCCAAUCUCACUGAGGGAGAAGAAUAUGAAUUCAGAAUUAUUGCCGUCAACAAAGGUGGUCCUAGUGAACCAAGUGAAUGCUCACUUCCUGUUAUUGCUAAGCCUAGAUUCCAAGCGCCUACCUUCAACAAAUCGCUCUUGGAAGAUCUUGUUGUCAAGGCGGGUAACCGCAUUGCAUGGGAUCUGCCUAUUGAAGCCUCACCUAAACCUAAAGCCCAAUGGGUAUGCAACGGUAAAGAAAUUCAAGCUAGUGAACGUGUUGAUAUGUAUGUAUCAACAUCUAAAUGCACCUUCGAGAUUCCAUUCUCUGCCAGAACUGACACUGGUACUUACACGUUAACCCUCACCAAUAACCUUGGCUCCUUCAGCGCAUCUGCUCAGGUUCUCGUUAUUGACAAACCUAGUCCACCACAACCACCAUUGGAAAUCAGCAGAAUCACCAAAGAAGGAUGCAGAGCCAGCUGGAAGGUCCCAUUGGACGAUGGUGGCUCUCCAAUUUUGCACUAUGUUGUUGAAAAAAUGGACGUGUCACGUGGUAUCUGGUCCGAUGCUGGUAUGUCUACUAUCACUCAUCAUGACAUCACCAGAUUGGUACACCGCAAAGAAUAUUAUGUCCGCGUCAAGGCUGUGAAUGCCGUUGGCGAAUCUUUGCCUCUUGAAUUGCCACGCAGCUUUAUCGCUAAAAACGAAAGUGAUGAACCCGAUGCGCCUGGUAAACCCAAUGUUGUCGACUGGGACAAAAACCACGUGGAUCUGGAAUGGGCCGCGCCAAAGAACGAUGGCGGUUCCCCGAUUACUGGCUACAUCAUCCAGAAGAAAGAAAAGGGCAGCCCAUACUGGAACCAGGCUGCAACCGUCCCAGCUGGCAAAACUGAUGCCAGAGUACCUGAUCUUAUCGAAGGACAAGAAUAUGAAUUCCGUGUUAUCGCAACGAACAACGCUGGUAACAGCGAACCAUCCGAACCAAGCGAUAUGGUCUUGUGCAAGGCCAGAUACUUGGCACCAAAGAUUAAAACACCUCUUAAUGAUAUUCGUAUCAAGGCUGGUCUUAUCCUGCACAUUGACAUUGACUUCAUUGGUGAACCAACACCUGAAGUCACAUGGUCAUCUAAUCAUAAACCAUUGACCGCCGAUGAACGUACCACCGUCACGGCCAUUGGUCAUCAUACUGUCAUUCACGCUGUCAAUGCCAAGCGCUCUGACAGCGGAUUAUAUCAUUUAAUGCUGAAGAAUUCUUCAGGAACUGAUGAAGGAUCCUUCCAAGUUAUCGUAUUAGAUCGCCCUGCGCCUCCCGAAGGACCAUUGGAAUACGAAGAAAUUACAGCUCAAAGUGUCACCCUGUCGUGGAAACCACCAAAGGAUAACGGUGGAAGUGAAAUUACUGGAUAUGUUAUUGAGAAACGUGAUUUGACUCAUGGUGGUGGUUGGGUACCAGCUGUUAACUAUGUUAACCCUAAGAACACCCACUCUGUGGUACCACGUCUCCUUGAAGGCACCAAAUAUGAAUUCCGCGUACUUGCUGAGAACUUGCAAGGUCGUUCAGAUCCAUUGCAAACUGACAAACCCGUCGUUGCCAAGAACCAAUACGACGUUCCCGGUAAACCUGGCAAACCAGAAUUGGUCGAUAGUGACAAAGACCAUAUCAAAAUCAAAUGGUCUUCACCAAUCAGCAAUGGUGGAUCUCCCAUCAUUGGCUACGAUAUCGAGAGACGUGAUCGUGCUACCGGACGCUGGGUGAAACUUAACAAAGAACCCAGCCGCCACCAGGAAUACUAUGACGAUAGGGUGCAAGAAGGACACGAAUACGAAUACAGAGUAACUGCGGUUAAUGCCGCAGGCCCAGGCAAACCAAGCGACACAUCGAACGCAAUGAUUGCCAAACCGAUGAAAGAGAAACCCAAGCUUUGGCUGGAUGGCAUCAUCGGCCGCAAGAUUAAGGUGCGCGCCGGUGAACCCAUUCGCGUCGACAUUCCACUUUCAGGUGCUCCAAUCCCGAAGGUCGAAUGGAAAAAGAACAACAUUGUUAUUCCCGAAUCAAACAGAGUAUCUACGCAAACCAACAGCGAACACACCUGCCUCCGCGUAGAAUCAUCCAACAGGGAUGAUUCUGGCAAAUACACCGUCACUGCUAGCAAUGAAUAUGGCAAAGACUCUGCCGAUAUCGAGGUCAUUGUUGUGGAUAAACCUGGCAUGCCCAAGGGUCCACUACAAUACACCGAAACAACCCAGGAAACUGUGUCCGUCUCGUGGAAUCCUCCAGAUGAUGAUGGCGGUGGUGAAAUCACCAACUACAUCAUCGAGGUCAGCGAGUUCGGAAUGGACUGCUGGCGCCCGUGCCCCGGUUUCUGUCCAAAGACCAACUUCACCGUUCGCGGUCUUACCGAGGGCAAAAAAUAUGUCGUGCGCGUGCGCGCUGAAAACAUCUACGGAGUUUCGGAACCACUCGAAGGUAAACCCGUUGUUGCUAAGAGUCCGUUUGAUCCACCAGGUCCACCAAGCCAGCCGCAAGUCGUCGGCUACACGCCGUCCAGCUGCUCGCUCAAGUGGAACCCACCAACCUCCACCGGUGGCAAGCCUAUCUCCGGUUACUACAUCGAGAAGCGUGAGCGUGGUGGUGAAUGGGUCAGGGUCAACCAUUACCCAACACCUAAUACCAGCUACACCGUGCAGGACCUGCGCGAAGGUAACAAAUACGAAUUUAGGGUGGUUGCCGUCAAUGAAGCUGGACCUGGUGAGCCGAGCAGACCAACUGAACCCAUCAUCGCCGGUCACCAAAGAUUCAAGCCCGAUGCUCCGGAACCACCCAAACCGGACCGCAUCACCAAGGACAGUGUCACACUAUCUUGGCGUCCACCACGUAACGAUGGCGGAUCUAAAAUCAAGGGAUACAUUCUUCAACAACGCAAGAAGGAUGCUGCUGACUGGUCUGACUGCAAUUCUGUACCUAUUAAGGAACUGGUCUACACUGUGCCUAAGCUUAAGGAAGGAGAUGAAUACCAAUUCCGUGUUAUUGCUGUUAACGACGUAGGCCCAUCUGAGCCAAGCAAACCAACACCAAUGAUCCUUAUUGAGGAACAAGCAAACAAACCAUGCAUCGAUUUGAGCGGUAUUCGUGACAUUACUGUCAGAGCCGGUGAAGAUUUCAACAUUCACGUACCAUAUGUUGGUUUCCCCAAACCAGUUGCUUCCUGGUUUGCCAAUGAUAAGAUUCUGGAUGAAACUGAUACCCGUGUACAUCCUACACUUACCGACGAUUAUGCUAGCAUCAUUGUAAAGAACGCCAACAGAAACGAUGCUGGUCAGUACAGGUUGCAGUUGAAGAACCCCUCAGGUUUCGACACCGCUACCCUUAAUGUACGUGUAUUGGACCGUCCUGGUAAACCUGAGAACCUGCGUGCUGAUGAAUUCGCCGGUGACCAAUUGACGUUAUACUGGCAGCCACCAAAGGACAAUGGUGGAUCUCCAAUCACCAACUACAUUGUUGAGAGGAAGGAAGCUAGGUCUCAAACAUGGACCAAGAUCAGCAGUUAUGUUACUGUACCCUUCAUUCGCGUGCGCAACUUGACCAUCGGCAAAGAAUACGAAUUCCGUGUCAUUGCUGAAAACAAGUAUGGUCAAUCCGAUCCAGCUGUCACUGCCGAACCCAUCAGGGCCAGACAUCCAUUCGAUGUUCCCGGAGCUCCAGGCUCUCCUCGUGGUGUGGAAACCACCGAAGAUUCCAUUACGAUCACAUGGAACAAACCACGACAUGAUGGCGGUUCUCCAAUUACUGGAUACGUCAUUGAAAAGAGGUUGACCACUGAAGAUAAAUGGACCAAGGCCUCUCACGCAUUGGUCCCUGAUACUACUCAUAAGGUGAUCAACUUGAUUGAGAACCACGAGUAUGAAUUCCGUGUCGCUGCUAUGAAUGCUGCUGGACAAGGUCCAUGGAGUCCACCUUCUGAUAUCAUUGUCUGCAGAGCUCCACCAUCUGCUCCUAAGAUCACUUCUGAUCUUAGUAUCAGAGACAUGGUUGUCAUUGCCGGUGAAGAAUUUAAAAUCACUGUACCAUUCACUGCUUCUCCAAGACCCAGAGAAAACUGGACCAUCAACAACGAUGAAGUUAUUCAGGACCAUCGUAUCAAAUUCGAAACUACUGAUAUCCAAUCUGUGUUCAUUAACAACAAAGCCAAGCGUUCCGACAGUGGAAGCUAUACUAUCAAGCUUACCAACAGUGUUGGAUACGAUUCUGGCUCUUGCAGAGUUCUUGUUGUCGACAAACCUGGCAAACCUCAAGGACCAUUGGAUGUCUCAGAUAUCACACCAGAUAACUGUUCUCUUGCCUGGAGGCCACCAUUGGACGAUGGCGGCUCCCCGAUUACCAACUAUAUUGUUGAGAAAUAUGAACCUUCUGGAAUCUGGGUUAAGGCUAGUAGCUUUGUCCGCAACACCCACUAUGACGUUAUGGGACUGGAACCCAACAAACGCUACAGCUUCCGUAUCCGUGCUGAAAAUCAAUAUGGUAUCAGUGAACCCCUCGAACUGGAUGAACCUAUCACUGCCAAAUAUCCAUUCACUGUGCCAGACGCACCAGGUGCGCCACGUGUCAGCGACUGGGAUUCAAGCACUAUCCAUCUUAUCUGGGAACGCCCCGGAAACGAUGGUGGCUCCCGAAUUCAAGGUUAUCGUCUGGAAUACCGCGAUGUGGCUGAGACCAACUGGACUCCAGCUGCUGAUUAUCUCAUUCCUCAAACACACUUCGAUCUGUACAACAUGAUCACUGGUCACGAAUACGAAUUCCGUGUAAAGGCUAAGAACGCUGCUGGUUUUAGCAAACCAUCUUCAUCCUCCACCAGAUUCAAGCUCAAGGGUAAAUUCAACGUGCCAUCUCCACCAGGUGCACCUAAAGUGGUCAAGGUUGGCAAGAGCUACGUUGACCUCACCUGGGAAAUACCCGCAAACGAUGGUGGUUCCAGAAUUACCGGGUACAUCAUCGAAAAGAGAGAAAUCGGUAGUCCAAUUUGGAACAAGUGUAAUGAGUACAAUGUCACCGAUACUAACUACACUGCUAUCAAUCUCAUUGAACGCAACGAUUAUGAAUUCCGCAUCUUUGCUGUCAACGCAGCUGGUAAGAGUGAACCUAGCGCAUGCUCUACCCCAGUCAAAGUAUGCGAAGUACUUGGAGGUGAGAAACCAGAAUGGAUUCGUCCAUUGGGUAACACCGUCGUGCCACUUGGCAGGACUGUUACCUUGGAAUGCGAAGCAAGCGGCAAACCACCAGCGACCUACAGGUGGUUGCGCAAUGGACGUGAAUUGACCUUAUCAGGAAGAUACAGAUACGAAACCAAGGGUAGUGUUGCCCUAUUGCAUAUUAUCGAUGCUUUGGCUCUUGAUGAAGGAGAUUACACCUGUGAGGCCAGCAAUGCUAUGGGCUCAGUCACAACUAACGCCCGUGUCAAGAUUGGAUCUCCACCUGUUAUCAACCGCAUUCCUACCGAGUUGUACCUGCCUGAGAAUGAUAACACCAAGAUCAAGAUUUACUACUCUGGUGACCAACCCAUUGAGUUUACUCUUACGAAGGGCGGCAAGAAGAUUGAUGAAUCUGAACACAUUAAAUUUACCAUCUUUGAUGAAUACAUCAUUGUUUACAUUCGUGGUAUCCGCAAAGAUGACGCUGGAAAUUACACCGCAACCAUCAAGAAUGACAGUGGUUCUGUUUCUGGUAACUUCACUGUAUACAUUACUGGUCUUCCUGGUCCACCAAUCAAUUUGGACGUUGCUGAUAUCACUAAACACACUUGCACUCUCACAUGGAAACCACCUACUUACGAUGGUGGUCUUCGCAUUACCCACUAUGUCGUGGAACGUAAAGAUGUUUCUUUGACCCACUGGAUCACAAUUUCGUCCUCUUGCAAGGACACUUCAUUCAUGGUGCAAGGUUUGACUGAAGGACAAGAAUAUCUCUUCAGAGUUAUGGCUGUAAAUGAUAACGGUAUGGGACCAGCAUGCGAGGGUACUAACCCGAUCAAGGCUAAAGCACCAUUCGACCCACCAUCACCACCCGGCAUUCCAAACGUCACUCAAAUCGGUGGUGACUUCGUCAACUUGGAAUGGACCCGACCAGAAUCUGACGGUGGUGCUCGCAUCCAAGGAUACUGGAUCGACAAACGUGAGGUGGGCAGCAACACUUGGCAACGCGUCAAUGUUGCUAUUUGCUUGCCGACCAUUCUCAACAUCUCCAACCUCAUUGAAGGUCGCCAGUAUGAAUUCCGCGUGUUUGCUCAAAAUAUCGCUGGUCUUUCUGAACCAUCCACCAACUCAUUGUCUGUUAAAAUCGUUGACCCAAUGGGUGCUACUCCACCAGAAAUUGUCAAGCCUCUUAAGAACGCUAAUUGCAUUCAGAACCAUAAUGCCAAAUUCGAAUGCACCAUUACCGGUAGCCCAAAACCAACCAUCACAUGGUACAAAGGCGCCCGUGAAAUUACCAGUGGUUCCAGAUACAACAUCUACUCUGAAGGUGACAAUUAUCACCUCACCAUCAACGAUGUCUUUGGUGAAGAUGCCGAUGAAUACGUUUGCAGAGCUAUUAAUAAGGGUGGUGUGAAAUCUACCCGCGCUGAAUUGAUCAUCAUGACUCCACCGAAACUCAACGUUCCACCCAGAUUCCGUGACACUGCCUACUUCGACAAAGGUGAAAAUGUCGUCAUCAAGAUUCCAUUCACUGGUCAUCCACGUCCACGCAUCAGCUGGAUCCGCGAGGGUGAGACUAUUGAAUCUGGUGGUCAUUACCACGUGGAGGUCAAGGACCGUCAUGCUAUUCUUACCAUUCGCGAUGGCAGUAAACUCGACAGCGGUCCAUACAGAAUCACAGCUGAGAAUGAUAUGGGUCAAGACUCUGCCAUUAUCAAGAUCCAGAUCAGCGAUAGGCCAGACCCACCACGAUUCCCAACUUGCGAUAACGUUGGAUUUGAUUCCCUUGCACUCAACUGGAAGCCACCACUUUGGGAUGGCGGUAGCAAUAUCACCAACUACCUGGUUGAGAAACGUGAACAUCAACUGCAAACGUGGUUGAGAGUGGGCAACACCCGCAUCAAUUCAAUGGCUAUCAGUGGAUUGUCACCUGGUCACCAGUACGAAUUCAGAGUAUACGCUGAAAACAUCUACGGCCGUUCUGCGCCAUCAGACAUCAGUACCCUAGUAACCAUGAAGGACUCUGGCAAGAAGAAGGUUGAGAAGAGGAAGGUCGAAGUAGAUGCCAAUGGUAAGAAGAUCCGUGAAUCUCACAAGGAACCUGUCAAGGAUUACGACCAAUAUGUCUUUGACAUCUAUUCCAAAUACGUUCCUCAACCUGUUGAGAUCAAGACCAGAAGCGUAUAUGAAGAUUAUGAUAUUCUGGAAGAAAUCGGCACAGGUGCCUUCGGGGUCGUGCACAGGUGCAGAGAACGCAAGACUGGUAACAUUUUCGCUGCCAAAUUUAUCCCUGUUACCCACGCCAUGGAGAAAGAACUCAUUCGUAAAGAAAUUGACAUCAUGAAUCAAUUACACCACAACAAAUUGAUCAAUCUUCAUGACGCUUUUGAAGACGAUGAUGAAAUGGUCUUAAUUUACGAAUUCUUGAGCGGAGGUGAACUUUUCGAACGCAUCACAGCUGAAGGUUACCAAAUGUCCGAGGCGGAAGUCAUUGCCUACAUGCGCCAAAUCUGCGAAGCCAUCAAACACAUGCACGAGAAGAACAUUAUCCACUUGGACAUCAAACCAGAGAACAUUAUGUGCCAGACACGCAAGGGCACUAAUAUCAAGGUAAUUGACUUUGGUCUUGCCACUAAACUAGAUCCUAAUGAGGUGGUUAAAAUUUCCACUGGUACCGCUGAGUUUGCUGCUCCUGAGAUCGUUGAGCGUGAACCAGUUGGUUUCUUCACUGACAUGUGGGCCGUGGGUGUUCUUUCCUAUGUCCUCCUCAGUGGUCUCUCACCUUUCGCAGGUGAAAAUGACAUUGAGACCCUUAAGAAUGUAAAGGCAUGCGACUGGGACUUUGAUGAAGAAUCUUUCGCAAAUGUCUCUGAAGAAGGUAAAGACUUCAUCCGUAAACUUCUUAUCAAGAGCAAGGAGAAGCGCAUGACCGCGGAAGAAUGCCUAAUGCACGCCUGGUUGACUGGAGAUCACAGCCAUAGAACAAAGGUGAUCGAACAGAACCGCUACUUGAAACUGCGUGAUAAGAUCCGCGCCAGGUAUGAAAACUGGAACGAUUUCUCGCUGCCAAUUGGAAGACUGUCGAACUAUUCCUCGCUACGUAAAUUACUCAUGGAGAAGUACAAGAUAUAUGAUUCAAUGUUUGAUCGACGACAAGCAGCACCUAGAUUUGUUAUUAGACCUCAAAGCGCAUUCUGUUAUGAAGGACAAAGUGUCACGUUCUAUUGCAGAGUUGUGGGUAUUGCUACACCUACCCUUAGCUGGUACCACAACAGUUGUGAACUUAGGCAGAGCGUGAAAUACAUGAAACGCUACGUUGGAGAUGAUUACUACUUUAUUAUCAAUCGCGCCAAGUUGGAAGACCGUGGAGAAUACAUCAUCAGAGCCGAUAACCACUAUGGUUCUAAGGAGGAGGUAGUCUUCCUCAAUGUCCAACCACUUCCAACUGUCACAGCUGAAUACAAACCCGAAGCACAACCUGUCCGCCGUCGUGAACCACUACCAUACACCUACUGGCAAGAAGAACAAGAAUGCGCACCUAGCUUCACCUUCCUGUUACGUCCUCGUGUUAUGCAAGAGAAAGACACCUGCAAACUCCUCUGCUGUCUGGCUGGUAAACCCUUCCCGACAGUCAAAUGGUACAAAGACAAACGCGAACUCAGCAAAUAUGAAUAUUCGAUGUCAACCUCUGAUGGUGUCAUCACAAUGGAAAUCGUUGGUUGUCGUCCAUCAGAUUCCGGAAGAUAUAGCUGCGUAGCAUCCAACAAACAUGGCCAGGAUGAGACAAGUUGCAUGGUGAUCGUUGAAGGUGAAUCUGGUACAGCGGAACAAAGCCAAAUCGCACAGAAGAUCUUGCAUUCCGGCGAUCGUAAAUAUAUUGAACAACCCAUUAAACCAGCACCAAUUCCAGUCACCAUUAGGAAAAAUAUCACACCCGCACCACAACCCACAGCGAGACCAACUAGUUUGAAUCUAUCAUCAUCAUCCUCCAGUUUAAAUAUUAAUGAUAGGUCACCGAAGAGAUACGGAGGUAGAUUAGACUCCACAGGCACAGGUAGUCCAAAUAGAUCAAGAAACUCAACUAAAGAAUUAGCAUUACCUCCUGAUGAUGCGUCCAUGUGCACACCUAGAUUUUCCAAGGAACUGAAAAAUACCACUGUAGGUGAUGGCGAACAACUGACAUUGAUCUGUCAUGUUAAGGGUGACCCAGAACCACAAGUAACAUGGUCUAAAAAUAAGAAACCCUUGAGUUCCUCUGAGGUCAUGGACUUGAAAUACAAAAAUGGCAUUUGCACCCUGACUAUUAAUGAAGUAUAUCCUGAAGAUGAAGGUGAAUAUGUAUGCAAAGCUACUAAUUCAAUUGGAUCAACAGAGACCUUCUGCAAGCUCACAGUCAAACCCAUGGGUAGUAUUGUAAAUGGUAAGAAGAAAUCAGACGACAAGCCUCCCAGAAUCGUCAGCCAUUUGCAAUCAGCAUUCGUGAAGGACGGUGAACCGGUAGAGCUCUCCUGCAGAAUCAUCGGCAGUGACAAAUUCGACGUAAUCUGGCUGCACAACAACAAAGAGAUCAAACCCAGCAAAGACUUCGAGUACACCAACGAGGCGAACAUUUACAAACUGCGCAUCGCCGAGAUCUUCCCGGAGGACUCCGGCGCGUACACCUGCGAGGCGUUCAACGACGCCGGCGAGACGUUCAGCAGUUGCACCCUCAACGUGCUGGUGCCCGACGAGCAGCCCAAGUCGCCCGUGUUCAAAACAUUCCCGAUCUCCGCCACGCUCGCCGAGGGCGAGACCGGCACGUUCAUCGCCGAGACCGAAGAUGAACCAUUGCAGAUCAACUGGCUGAAGGACGGCAAACCCAUCCGCGAGAGUGUCUCCAAGUACGGAUUCACACAAGAGGGUAAACGAUACACGCUCAAGAUCAUCAAAUGCGACUCGAACGACAUCGGCCAGUAUCAAGCGAAGGCGAUUGGCAAAAAGAGCGAAACACUCGCCGCCUUCUCGCUCAAUGUCGUCCCGCAAGGCGAGCAGUAGAUAAGGAACUUCUAAUCUAACUAAAUUCUUAUAUUUGUUACGCAAACACCGCACGUUCAACGCAUCGCUCCUAAAUUUUACCAUUUUAUGUAAAAACUGCAUCAAUUGUUAGGAGACUAAAGCCCAUGACGAUGAAUAUACAGAAUCCUGCCAGCAUCCUCAACAAUUUACCAUCUUUAGGAUUCUAGAUAUUCGUUUGCAUGUUGUACUCUAAUUUCACAACAAUUGAUACCAAACGUGUGGGUUGACGGAAAUAAUAGGAGCGUAUAUUUGUAAUUUAUAAAUUAUAUGUAAUUCUAAAUUAUCGAAACCGCUAUCGGUAUGAAAAGAUAGAUUUAAUUUUUAGUGUGAAAGUGCUUGAGCCAUCUUUUCAUUGUUUAUUAUCGGCCAUACGAUUAUGUAUCGUCGCGUUGGUUUUGUUUAUUUAUUCGUUUAUUUACGACAUAUACUACGAUGUAUUUACGUUUUCAUAUUGCAUUGUCGCUUGCGCAAAGCCACACAUACUCUGUAUCAUAUUAUGUAAAAUAAAUAAAUUUAAUUUUAAAAAUAA